Symbiodinium natans is the source of this 2058-nucleotide messenger RNA. Lineage: Eukaryota; Dinophyceae; Suessiales; Symbiodiniaceae. The record is from the annotation of a GenBank genome assembly.
AUGCUCCUGCGCAAGCUGGGCCCAUCGCGCGCACGGGUCCUGCGCUGCCUCAGCAGCUGUCCGAUUGCCAAGCAGCCGGAAGGUGUAGAGCAGGUGCUGGGGCUCGUUUGUGCUGGAGGCAUCCUUCAGCAUGGCAAGAUCACCGGGCCCUAUCGCCCUGGCGACAGGGUGGAGUACACGCUGGACCCAAGCACACUGCUGAAGCAUGACUGGCAGCAGCUUCCUACUCAUGUUGUUGUUGACAGCGCCCUGGAAGCGAGCCAACAAAUGCUCGGGUUUGCGGAGGACUCGGUGGAUCCUGCAGUCUUGGCCCAGACCUUGCACUACUCUGGGCACAGUCAGGUGGCUGUGCACGUUGCAGCGCUGCUCAACGCGACGUGGCACAACCACCCGUCCAGGCGGCUUGGGCCGCGGCCGAAAUGGCUUCCGGAUGACGAGGUUCCUGGGUGGGGGCUCUCCGACUUACUGCUCCACGCUGAGACGGUUGGACUGGAUAAGGUGCGCAAGGCGCUGAGUUUGCCCAGCUGGCUCCAAGCGUUCUGUUCGCUGUCGCCCGGCGGCCAGGAAGAGAAGGGGCGUUUGGAGGAUGGGGCUCACAAAGCCGCGGCCGUGCUCGACAUUUCGAAGAAUCCUCAGAUGCUUGCAAAUUGUACCAAGUUUCUGACAGCUCACUUCAACCAAGCCGGCCAACAGCAGUGGGGGCAUGGGUUAACUCAAGUUUCUCACAGCACCACAGCUGGCAGAUGGAAAUUCACCCUGCAAUCCCCAGGGAAGGAGCUGCAGAAAGAACUGCUGCAGAUAACCGCCACAGGCCUGACGCAUGGCAAGCGCAGCUUCUCUUUCGCGAUUCCAGAAUCCCAGCCUUCGCUACCGGCAAAGGACUUGUACACACUGCCUCCCAAGCUGCAGGAGGCAAUAAAGGACUGGGGUCGGAUGCCAGAGCCCAAGAGGAGGACCUUGUACCUCACAGGCUACGGCAAGUUUGACGUGGAUGCCACCCUCUGCAAGUGGCACGAAAGGAAGAUGGCAGACGGCAGCUGGUCUUUGCCCGGCCCUGCCGAGUUGAGUGCGGAGGGCUACUGCGCGAAGUGGCUUCCCAACAUCGAUGUCUUUGCGGCCGCUGCGUUCGUUGAAUGCCUGAAGCCGGCCUUUAGCAAGCAGGAAAUGUUCUUGGUGACUGAGCCUGGCCUCCGGGUCCGGGGGUUGCAAUCUUCCCAGCACGUCCUCAGCUAUGUCUACCGCUGGCGAAAGAAGUUCGAUAGCAGUUUGGCUGCGCGGCUGGACGAGCUUUUGGACAUUGAUUUUAGGGUUAAGGAAGAGCAGCUGCUUCCACCCGCAGCCCAACUUCGCCGUGUGGAGGCUAGGCGCGAGCUGGAGCAAGUCCCUUUCCAGAAAUUUGAGUGGCUGUGUCCUGGCGCAUCAGCGAAGGGCCCAAAAGAACUGCAAAAAGUCAUGAUCGAAGGCGUGGAAUAUCGGAUGCUAUUGCUAACUGACAGCCAUCAGCUGUGGCAGGCUGGCAAGACUUUAAAGAAUUGUGUUGGCAACAAGAGAUAUCGACAAAUGGCCAGCACAGGCGGGUCAAUGUUUGUUGUGCUGAGCUUAAGUCCUGAUGUAUCCGAAUGCAGAGCUGUGGGCCACUUUAGAAGCGGACAGUGGAGGGAGAUCAGGGAGGCGAACAACCAGCUCGCGCGCCCAUGCUUUCAGCAAGCGUUCGAAGAAAUCAAGCCAUCGCUGCGCAGAAUCCAUGACGAAAUUCUCGAGAGAUGGCAUCGUAUCUUGGACCAGCACGGUAUUUCAUUCGAGGAGUUCAGAGAUUUGCUUCCUGACGCGCGGGCACUUCUAACUUCGGAAGACUCGCUCUUUGCCCAAAAACUGCUCCAGAAGAGACCUGACUGGUUUCGCCCACAGAAUUAUCUAGGAUUCAAAUUCCAGGACUUCAAAGUAGAGCUCAAAGCACUUCUGGCGAUCGAUGGGACCUGGCCCCCCGUACCCCCAGGAUUACACGGUCGUGUCGUCGCGCGGGCCCAGCCAGGGCUCCCUCCCCCACCCAUUGCCUGA